AACUGUCGUUCAUGUUGUCAAAGUAGAAAUCUGUAAAAUAGAACUGUCAAAGUGCCGAAAUUUGUUUUUUUGAGGAAAUUAAAGUAUUCUUAGGCUGGUGAGAAGCACUUUGGUCAUAUUUUAUUACUUAGUGACAUUGUCGUGGUAGAUGAGUCAUCACAAAUUAUUUUUGCACAUUUUAAGAAAAUAAAAACAGUUGGAUUGUUUGACAGUAGUUACCUUAUAUAGGCGUUAUUUGGUAUUGUGAGGCUUGGACAUUACGUUGAAAAUGACAAUGGAAGUUGAAGUUGAGGAAGUAGAAACUGUGGAAGUGGAUGCGAUUAAAAUAAUCGAUUUUUUAACAAGCAAGGAAUCGAUUUGUUUUAAAAGCCAGCAAAGAGGCGAAGACGAUUUAACCAAGCAACAAAAAUCAGAUAUCGCGUUGGAACUUUACUAUAAAAGCAAAUUAAAUUUUCUCGUACGGUUUGGAAAGCACCUAGAGAAAAAUCAUCUCGAUUUUUUUCAAAAGUUUACUAAAAAUUGCGCCGAAUCGGCCGAAAUUAGUAUAGUUCUCAAGGAGUUCCUUUCUUCUGUGACGAAAAGUCAACAAACAAAUGUGAAAAAUCGAAGAUAUGAAGCUUUGAAGGAGUUGAUUCGUGAAGAUUCGUAUUUUUCUGAGAUUGAGAUGAUGAAACGCAAUCCUUUGCUUUACGAGCAAUUGGUUGGCCAAUAUUUGACAGAAGAUGAAAAAGCUGAACGCGAUAAAAUCAACAUUGAUGAAGAAGCGACCCUUGUUAAAGUUUUAAUUGAAGGGAUUGAGCGUGACGACGCGCAGGUUAAAAGAAAGAAACAGGAAGAAUUUGAAGAUGGUAUGAAGGAGGAAGAGGAAGGAAGUAGCGAUUCGGGGGAUUCCUCGGGAACAUCAAAGCAAACGUAUUCACAGUGGGGUGAAUUUAGUGAUGAACCAAUUGUCAGAUCGAUAAAAAGGGUGAAGAAAAAGCAUAUAACGCCACAAGAACAACUAUUGUUGAAAGAGGAGUUUAUUUCGACGAUGUAUUUGGAUUUUUUGAAUGGAAAAGAUGAGGAUUUCGAUUAUUCGGCCGUUGAUAAUAAUGAUAAAUACGAUAGUACGGAAACGAAGGAAAACGAUGAGGAAGAUAAGUAUUUCGAUUCGGAAGAGCCUGAGAACGUGAAUGAAGCUGGUCAAGAAGAGUCCGAGGACGAAUUGGACAUUUUUAUGAGUGCUUUAAAUCAGAAUCCCGCUGUUUCUCAAUUAUCUAAAGACAUUCAAAAGUUAUAGAGUUUCAGUAAUGUUCAGUGAAACUUGGUAUCAAUGCUAGCAAUCAGGUUAAUGGGUAAUUAGAGUAAGAAGCAGCCGCGAAUAGUUUGUACAUAUUUAGGGAACAAUUAAACAACGUUUCUUAACGUACGUUAUUCCGGGAGGAAGGACAGUGAAACGUCGGCCCAUAAACGAAAAAACGUGCCCUGUAAUAAAUAAUAAAAGAAAGUGCUUUAAUAUCGUCGAAAAAUGGUUAGAGACAUUUUACUUUCGUAAACUCGCAUGUGUCAUACAUACAUAAUUUUCUUUUUCAUUAAGAAAUGUAAAUUAGAAUCUUGUCUGAUGUUAAUGAGUAAACAAGCGAUAAAAUAUUCAGCGGGGGUCAAACAAAGAAUGUCGGAAGCGAACAGUGGACACUGUCCAAAGAGAAAGUGGGCAAAAGCUUCGUCAAAUUUAAACCAAGUACUCCCGAUAAAGACUACGAUUAGGUAGUAUUUGGCUGGUAAUUGGGUCAGCUCCUGCACGGAGCCUCCGCGGAUAAUCCUCCGGACUCAAUUCCGGUUUUCCGGUGUGAAAAGCACCGCUCGUUGCAGACACUCCAAAUUACAUCAGCUGGUUUCACAAUGAAGAGUCUUUGGAAGUGAAUGAGUUUGUUAGGGAGGAGGGCAUCAGGUCUAGAGAAAAUAAAGAAAAGUGGGAGGGAGGGGGUCAUGUCGGUAAUUCUCUGGUCUUGUGUGAUCAGUCUUCACAUAGAGUGUUUACGAACAACACACAAUCUAAUAAUUAACAAUAGUGUUCGAACUCUAGUUUAAACUAACAUGUGCUCUACCCUCAGCUUCGGGUGAAUCGCCUAAUUCAUGGACAAGGAGCAACCAAAACACUGAGGUAUUUUUUAAUCGCUCAAAGCCAAACUAUUGUCUAUAAUUAUCGGUCGUAAAAUGCAAUUUUCGCAAUUUAAUCGUCUGUAAAAAUUUCUUUAAACAAAUUGAAGUCAAAAGUUCAAAUAUGCAUUAAUUGUAUUUUAAUUACGAACUUGCAUGACAAACAUUUUACCCCACUUCCUCCACAGUUGCUUCAAUUUUUUUCAACGAAAUCUAACUACGAAAAAAUACCGUUCUAAUUAAAUCGAGACGUAUCACUUUAAUUGACCCAAAUGAAUUAUUUCAAAGUGUUAACUCAGAUAAAACUAAUUAAAUCUUAAUUUAUUGUAAGUAGUUUAAAUUGAUACACUCUCCCCUACUGUAAAGCUGGUUUUUAUUAAAUAAAACUUUUAUCAUUU
Tribolium madens (black flour beetle) is the source of this 2537-nucleotide messenger RNA. Its product is annotated as coiled-coil domain-containing protein 97. Lineage: Eukaryota; Metazoa; Arthropoda; Insecta; Coleoptera; Tenebrionidae. The coding region runs from base 269 to 1279 and encodes 336 amino acids. The record is from RefSeq and is a predicted model, not a curated record. The transcript is spliced from 2 exons.